This is a messenger RNA of Cylindrotheca closterium, 1377 nucleotides long. Lineage: Eukaryota; Bacillariophyta; Bacillariophyceae; Bacillariales; Bacillariaceae. The record is from the annotation of a GenBank genome assembly.
AUGAAUUUUUCAAUGACAACUGAACCAUUCUUCAAUUCACACCAGCUAUCCAAGGAGUAUCCACAGCAACUAAACGAGGCUGGACAACAUUCUGGCGCUGAAAAGUCGUUGGCACAGCUUCUAAACCUUGACUACAAGUCAAAUCCUGCGGUUCCCCGCGCCCUUUCAUCCAACAACACUAAUAUGAAUACUUCCAAUUUGUUAAAGCCAUCUGACCCCACUGAUUACUCGAACUACAAUGUCAACAGUCUCUUCUCUGCUUUGGCUGCUCAACAGGCUGCUCAACACACAGCACCAGAAGCUCCAGCUGGCAUUCUGCAUCAAUCGCUCCUUUCAGCUCCUGUUCCAUCCACUACUCCUGCCACAGCUGCUGCUGCUCUUGACGUGUGUCAGCACUCCUCGAACGAAAUUCAGUCCCUGAAUGCAUCCUUGAGUGCCCCUCAAACCGCUACUGCUCAAGACAACAGCUUUACCGCUUUUGAACCUUCUCCCAUCAACGAAAACAAGAUGAAUGUCUUACAACAGGGCGUAGACGGUGCCUAUGCUCUGGAACUCUGGAGGCAACAGCAACAGCACCAAAUUCAAAAGCUCUUUAACAUGGCACUCCAACCAGGUUCAGCAGCCAAUCUUCCACAAAAUUCCGCUGCCAACCUCAGAUCACUUUUGGCUGGAAGCACCAGGAGCAGUGGCAACGAAGCCGCUAAAAGAGCCUCCGCCAGUAUCUUGCCUUCUGCUCUCGUGGAUCCAGACAUGUUCCACCCCGCUGCCGCCAAGAAACAGCGUGUAGAAGCCACUCCAGUGGCUCCUCCUAUGGUCGAAGACUCUAUGAAUCAAUCGGGUCGCUUUCGAGACUAUCAAAGCUGCCAAUGGUCCAUUCGGUUCCACGAGUUGCAACUCUUCCGCAAGGAAAAAGGUCAUUGCUGUGUCCCACAUGGGUAUCCCAAAAAUAUUGUAUUGGCACGAUGGGUGAAGCGUCAGAGGUAUCAGUAUAAGCUCCGAGCAGAAGGGAAACCCAGUACAAUGACCAUUGAACGCAUCAAUGCCCUCGAAAGUAUUGGCUUUAUCUGGGACUCUCAUGGAGCUUGCUGGAUGGAACGAUACAAUGAGUUGAAGGAGUACGCCAGCAAACAUGGCAGCUGCAACAUUUCCAGUAGAUACAUUGACCUUCAUGGAAGCCAGCUUUCAUCCUGGGUCAAGUGUCAAAGAAGACUCUACAAAAUGUACAUGGAUAACAAAGCAACCAACAUGACUGCUGAACGCAUUGCAAAACUUGAGAGUAUUGGAUUUGAAUGGGAAUUGAGACGCUCCCGCAAUUCAAUAAGCUCUAAGCAGGAAUCGCAGGAAGUUCCUGACAUCCAAAAUUUUGGUCAAGUUUGA